Messenger RNA from Cyanidioschyzon merolae strain 10D, 1341 nucleotides. Its product is annotated as similar to DNA topoisomerase VI subunit A. Lineage: Eukaryota; Rhodophyta; Bangiophyceae; Cyanidiales; Cyanidiaceae. Gene Ontology annotation, molecular function: DNA binding; DNA topoisomerase type II (double strand cut, ATP-hydrolyzing) activity. Gene Ontology annotation, biological process: reciprocal meiotic recombination; meiotic DNA double-strand break formation; meiotic DNA double-strand break processing. The record is from RefSeq and is a predicted model, not a curated record. The transcript has a single exon. Gene Ontology annotation, cellular component: nuclear chromosome. The coding region runs from base 1 to 1341 and encodes 446 amino acids.
AUGCGAACUGGACCGCAGAUUAGCGCGGCAGCAGUCACGAAGUGGACCUGCUGGCAACGCCAGCGCCAGCUGGAGCGCAUGGCCGUGUGGAUUGUAGCGAGUCUUGCCGCACCUGGAGCGAAACAGGUACGUGAGGCUCGGUAUGAGCACCGGCUGCGCUUCUCGACCGAAGCGGUGCCGCUUUGGAAACUCACCAUGUUGUUGGUGCGCCUUUAUCACAGCAGCUGGCACGCGGGAUCGCGUGAAAGCACUUACUUGCGAGAGCUCUUCUAUCGGCUCGUUCCUGUUUUCGAUAGCCAGCAGGAAUUGACGCAAUACCUGGAUCGUUUACUUGCCGCUGCACGAAUCUCUCGUUUCUCAUUGGGUAUCAUUGCCGAGUCACGCGGAUGGGUGUUUUUCGGUAGCGGGAUCCAGCUGCAAAAACGGUCUAUCGAAAACGAGCGACCUCGAUAUGUUCAAUCAGAAGCCGCCAAUGCAAGGCUGUGCACGCCCCAUCGCGGUCUCAUGCCGAUUCCAGAUGACAUCGUGCUGGACCCUGGGGCGUAUCAGCUGGUGGUGGAGCCCCGCCAAGAUCUAGUUGUCGUCAUCCUCAUCGUGGAAAAGUUCGGCGUAUUCCGCUGUCUCGUGGAUGAAGGAUUUGCCUCGAUCCUGCCGGUACUCACGAUCCUUGUCACUGGCGGGGGCCAGCCGUCGCUGGCAACGCGUGCACUGGUGGCCCAGAUAGCGCGAUGCUUGGAAGCGCACCAUGCUGCUUUUAGGAGCACGAACGCCCCGCAUACGUAUCCCCGGUUCGACAUCUACGUCAUCACAGACUACGAUCCAUACGGCCUCUGCAUUGCUCGCCAGUAUCGCCGAUCUCUGGCUGCAGCGCUGCCGCAGUUCACUGCUGAUUCGAAGUUCACCCGUCUGCCACGCUGGAUAGGCCCACGCGCCUGCCACCUAUUCCGAGCCCGAUCAAGUCGUGCGAACUGCGAGUUACUCCGCGCCAAGUCCGAGGCAGACCAAUCUCCACUCAUGCGCGGUCCGAUGCCAUCCCAGCGGGCACUGGUACUCGCACGAAACAUCUUUGCCGAGGCAGUCCUUCAGGGCGAUUCGCUCGUUGCCGAGGAGCUGCACAACAUGAUUGGCUCGCAGCUGUAUACCGAUCCAUCGAUGCUGAAACUGGCCAGGAACCUGCCCUGGAUUGACGGUUGCCCCGGUGCCGCUGGGGAUGGUAUCGGUACCCAUGACUUGCAUACCCUGGUGCUGCUCCUGGGACCAGGGGGUUUCGCGCGUGAUUUUUUGCCGCGCUUGAUCCUGGAAACGAGGCAGGAAGAGCUUAGAAAAUCACUUGGGCUAUGA